Molecule: messenger RNA, 1387 nt
Organism: Branchiostoma belcheri (Belcher's lancelet)
Lineage: Eukaryota; Metazoa; Chordata; Leptocardii; Amphioxiformes; Branchiostomatidae
Exons: 1
Coding region: 425-1363 (312 amino acids)
Source: RefSeq, a predicted model, not a curated record
CGAAUGCUUUAUUUCACGAGAUGAAGCAAUUUGGGUGUUCACGAGGUAUCUGACUUCGCGAGUCGGUAUUUUUAACAAAGUGUUGCAUGUCUCUGUCGGCAAAUUUACCGACAGUCGGCACGGUAAUAUCAAUCAUUUUUCGUCGCGUGAGGUACGCGCGAGGUACGCGCGAUUUGAACAAUGUAGCAAUCAAACAUAUAAAGGGGAACGCGUUUCUGUCUGCGAAGUGACGGUCGACACGGCAAUAUCAAUCAUUUUUCGUCGCGUGAGGUACGCGGGAGGUACGCGCGAUUUGAACAAUGUAGCAAUCAAACAUAAAAGUUAUGCGUUUUUGUCGGCAAAAUUAAAGUCAGUACGGCAAUAUCAAUCAUUUUUUUGUCAUUCUAAUAUCUUUUGUCAGACAAUAAGAUGAUACAGUAUAAGUAUGGACAGAAAUCUCGGCACGGUCAUUCAAUCUUUGAGACGACUUAGACGUGUGAGACGAGAGACUGCCACUGUGUACAACAUGUUCGCCUGGUUAAAGAGAGCCAAUCCCUCGCUGAAGCCUUCCACCACGCCGGGACUGCCAAACCCCAUGGACACGAAGAACCCCGAGGCAACGGCAGCGGCUAACAGGGAGGUGGAGAGGGUCAUCGCAGAGUCAGCGAGCCGCAAGAGAAAGCGCGGCACGUACGGUCACUACAGCCCAGAGAUGCGAGCUAAGAUCGCCAGAGUGUGCGUGGAGGUCGGCGCAUCAAAGGCGGCAAGACGGCUGUCCGCAGAAGUGGGCCGCGAGCUCAACGAGAGCACCGUCCGCUCCAUUAAGAACAGUUACACGAAGGAGCUGAAGAGGCUGGGAAAGGACAGCAUCGAGAACUUUCCACGCAAAAACACUGGACGGCCACUCAUGCUCGGCGACCUCGACGAUCAGCUGAAGGAGUACACCCAAAACCUGAGAAGGGCGGGGGGCGUGGUCAACCGGCUCGUGGUGCAGGGAGCCGCCCGCGGCCUUGUGGCGCGGAAAGACCGAAGCCUCCUCGUGGAACACGGCGGUCACAUCAGGAUUUCAAAGCCGUGGGCCAACUCCUUCCUGCGCCGCAUGAACUUUGUCAAGCGGAAGGGCACCAAGGCGGCUAGGAAGGUUCCCCAGGACUUCGACCAGACCCGGGACGACUUCCACCAGAGGAUUGAGGACAUCGUCCGUGAGAACGACAUCCCGGACGAGCUUGUAGUCAACUGGGACCAGACCGGGAUCAACGUCGUCCCCGUGGGCGGCUGGACGCUUGCAGAGGAGGGAUCCCGACAGGUUUGUUUGUUUGCUUGUUUUAUUGAUAUCUUUAUCUGUAAAACAGUUCUAUACACUUUGCUUAUGCCAGUAAAAUGAUUGUAGUUCUUAGUCUACUACGAG